AUGGCUCUAUCGCUAUUAUCCAUACCAGUCGAGCUGUUCAUUGAGAUAGUGUCUACUGCUCUAUUCGAACACCCUCGGCCGUCUGAUGUCCUGUCCGUUGGCAAACUGUUCUUGGAAGUGGGACAACGCAUUCUACACACUCACAUCCGCUUUCAGACUCUUGAUCAGCUCACGCUUUUCGCUGAGGGCCGCACACGUCUCGCAUGUUGCCCGAGAACUCUCACUGUGACCCUGGCUGGCGGUACUGCUGGCUUCGAUGUCUUUCUUCACCUGGCUGGCGUUCUGCGACGGUGUCGAGAUGUCUUGAUAGGGGCUGCCAGUCGUGAUGAGCCUCCGCCUCCGGUUCCAUUGGAUAUGCUUUCUCUCUGCCUGCAUUCGCACAUACAAAACCCUAAUCUGCAGCACAUCUAUGAUGCUUUGGUGAUGGCGAACCCGAAGACAUUCGUCUGGAAUGGUCCUGACCCAGACCACCAUUUCUCUACUGCGGUGAGUACUCGUGCGGGUAGUCGUCGUACCUGUACUGUGCUGAUACUGAUCGUGCCCACAGCUGCGUUCUACCUCUUCAGGGCGAUCCGCACCUGGACUCGCAUCGUGCACAUCACCAUCACCAGCGUCUCCUUCCCCUCUGAUGAACUUGGCCUCCACGGGCCCCUCGCACACGACAUGCCGCUCCUCCCCGUCAUCCCCACCCUGCGCACGCUCUCACUCGGCCAGGCGACGCUCCUGCCGCCCGGCUCGGUCGCAGCGAUGAUCUGCCUGCCCGGCCAGGACAGCCUCGAGCUCGUGCGCCUCGUGGACGCGUACAGCGAAAGCAUAUGGGGCUCACGGAUUCGACGGCGGGACGUGGAGCGGGCGGCGAUAGCAUUAACAAAGGGUGCGCCAGAGGACAUCGUCGUGAAGGUGAGAAGGCUGGUUAGAUGCGAGGCCAAGACGGAGCGGAUCAUGGGUGGCGACCGUGUAGAAGGCCUUCAAGUGCUAGAGUAA
Postia placenta MAD-698-R-SB12 is the source of this 984-nucleotide messenger RNA. RefSeq lists its product as hypothetical. NCBI's taxonomy places the organism in Eukaryota, Fungi, Basidiomycota, Agaricomycetes, Polyporales, Adustoporiaceae. The coding region runs from base 1 to 984 and encodes 327 amino acids. The transcript has 3 exons. The record is from RefSeq and is a predicted model, not a curated record.